Myotis davidii is the source of this 1018-nucleotide messenger RNA. It is a transcript of the gene TSPO, whose product is annotated as translocator protein. Gene Ontology annotation, molecular function: cholesterol binding. Lineage: Eukaryota; Metazoa; Chordata; Mammalia; Chiroptera; Vespertilionidae. The record is from RefSeq and is a predicted model, not a curated record. The transcript is spliced from 6 exons. Gene Ontology annotation, cellular component: membrane; endoplasmic reticulum. Bases 146 to 1018 code for a protein of 290 amino acids.
CUUCCACCCACUCCCGCCAUGAGCCAGCAGGGCAGGGGACGGUGCCCCAAUCCACUUGCACACCGUUUCUAGGGCAGGAAACCCAGGCCAGACCGGGGAGGUUUUGCCCAAAGUCAGAGCUUCCAGAACAGCAGCCAGAGCAGAAAUGGCUCCGCCCUGGGUGCCCGCCGUGGGCUUCACGCUGGCGCCCAGCCUGGGGGGCUUCCUGGCGGGCAGGGCCUCUUCCCUUGCCAGGGCCCCGGCCCCGGGCGGGGCUGUAACUGUCGGUGCUCCUUGGGCAGCGGCGCCGUUUCUGGGCCUCCUCUGCCAAGGGAGGGUGGAGAAAGUGGCGGACCGUGGAUUGCAGCACCGAACCUUCCCUGCGGGGCCUCUGGGGAGGGGCGGGCCGAUGGCUCAACCCCACACUGGCAUCCUGGCUGCUUUCACAACGCCAGGGUUGCCCCGGCAGGGCUGGGAGCCUCACGGCUUCCUUCUUCACAGCCCCGACAACGACAAUAAUGCAGUCAGCGGCAGGGCAGGCCUGACAUCACUGUGUCCUCCCGGAGGUCAGUGCGCUCCUGGCCUCUUUUCCGGCGUUGCCCUGACAGGUGUCCUCUGUUUCAGGUACGGCUCCUACCUGGUCUGGAGAGAGCUGGGGGGCUUCUCGGAGGAAGCUGUGGUGCCCCUGGGCCUCUACGCGGGGCAGCUGACCCUGAACUGGGCAUGGCCUCCCAUCUUCUUUGGCUCCCGACAGAUGGGUGUGGCCCUGGUGGACCUCCUGCUGACGGGGGGGCUGGUGGCAGCCACCGCCGUGGCCUGGCACCGGGUGAGCCCUCCGGCCGCUCGGCUGCUCUACCCGUACCUGGCCUGGCUGGCCUUUGCGACCGCGCUCAACUACUGCUCAGACGUGACCCCGAAUUACGAGGAGUUAGGGGAGCUGAGCAGACAGCCGCCCGCCCUGCAGCCGCACCUGUACACUCGCUGCGAUUCGCUGUCCAACAAGCUCGGCUCCGAGGCACCUAGGGCUCUGCGGCGGUGA